Messenger RNA from Puntigrus tetrazona (Sumatra barb), 6918 nucleotides. RefSeq names its product rho-related BTB domain-containing protein 2-like. The record is from RefSeq and is a predicted model, not a curated record. Bases 34 to 2109 code for a protein of 691 amino acids. The transcript is spliced from 10 exons. Gene Ontology annotation, biological process: small GTPase-mediated signal transduction. Lineage: Eukaryota; Metazoa; Chordata; Actinopteri; Cypriniformes; Cyprinidae. Gene Ontology annotation, molecular function: protein binding; GTPase activity; GTP binding.
AAUUCCUUUUGUUGUAGGGUACUCGAGUUGAAUAUGGACUACGAAAGACCCAACGUAGAGACCAUCAAGUGUGUUGUUGUUGGAGACAAUGCCGUGGGGAAGACUCGCCUUAUUUGUGCCCGGGCUUGCAACACUACCCUGACCCAGUACCAGCUGUUGGCCACCCAUGUACCCACCGUCUGGGCCAUCGACCAGUACAGAGUCUGUCAAGAGGUCUUAGAGCGUUCCAGAGACGUCGUGGAUGACGUAAGCGUAUCCCUCCGGCUAUGGGACACCUUUGGAGACCAUCACAAAGACAGACGCUUCGCCUACGGGAGGUCUGACGUCGUGGUUCUCUGCUUUUCCAUCGCCAACCCCAACUCCCUACACCAUGUUAAAACCAUGUGGUACCUCGAGAUCAAGCACUUCUGUCCUCGCACACCUGUCAUCUUGGUCGGUUGCCAGCUGGACUUGCGCUACGCUGACCUGGAGGCAGUCAAUCGAGCUAGGCGACCAUUAUCAAGGCCCAUUAAACCUGGAGAUAUUUUGCCUCCAGAGAGUGGAAGGGAGGUCGCCAAAGAGCUCGGCAUACCAUACUACGAGACAAGCGUUUUCGAUCAGUUUGGCAUUAAGGAUAUCUUUGAUAAUGCCAUCCGAGCAGCCCUCAUUUCCAGACGCCACCUACAAUUCUGGAAGUCCCACCUGAGGAAGGUCCAAAAGCCGCUGUUGCAGGCACCAUUUUUACCACCCAAAGCCCCUCCACCACUUAUUAAGAUCCCUGAAUGCCCAGCCAAAAACCGGGAUGGCCCGAAGCAGCUUCUUGAGAGCCCCCUGUGUGCUGAUGUUAUGUUCAUCAUUCAGGAACACAUCCACUUGUUUGCCCACAGGAUCUACCUGUCUACCUCAUCCUCCAAAUUCUUCGACCUCUUUCAGAUGGACUUCUCAGAUGAGUCCCAGUGCUUAGUGGUAACUGAGCGUCAUGGUCGGGAUCAGCUAAUGCGCACGCUAAGCCUGGACACAGAAGAGGACGUCACAGUCCUCCCCAAUCUUUCUCCUUGCUCGCUCAGGGCAUCCAAGAGUGACGGAACCCUGAAGAUGAUGACGUUCAGUGGGAUGCACCGGCGCACAAAGCUGUCCCUGGCCUCUUGGAGCAAGGCCUUCCACAGCAUCCACAAAGAGAGUGUAAUCAAUCUGGUCACAGGUGCACCAGCUCUUAUGACUGUCGUCAAGAUGGAUCAUUCCAUCCACCAUGGACCAUUCAGCGCUGUCCUACGCUUCCUCUACACUGGUGAGCUGGAUGAGAAGGAGAAGGACCUGAUGAAGAUCGCCCAGAUCGCAGAGAUCCUAGAAGUGUUUGAUCUUAGGAUGAUGGUGGAGAACAUCAUGAACAAUGAGGGCUUCAUGAAUCAAGAGAUCACAAAAGCGUUCCAUGUGAGAAAGGCCAACCGAAUCAAAGAGUGUCUCGCCAAGAAUAACUUCACAGAUGUGGUGUUCAGGUUAGAUGAUGGCACCAUUAACGCCCACAAACCACUGCUAAUCUCUAGCUGUGACUGGAUGGCUGCCUUAUUUGGGGGCUCUUUCAUGGAGAGUGCAAAUGACGAGGUCUCUAUCCCCAACACCAGUUGUGCCUGCAUGAGAGCCGUUCUGGAGUUUCUGUACUGUGGUGUGUUAACACCAUGUCCUGAACUGGAGCCAAUGGACCUUAUAAUACUAGCCAACCGCCUCUGUCUUCCCCGCCUUGUAGCUCUAACAGAGCAACAUGCCGUUGAGGAGCUGUUGCAGUUGUCCGUUAAAGGAGUGGACAUUGAUGGCCACGUGCUGGCCUAUCUGGAGAUGGCUCAGUUCCACAAUGCCAAACAGCUCUCUGCCUGGUGUCUGCAUCACAUCUGCACCAACUACAAUAGCGUUUGUCGAAAAUUCCCUAAAGACAUGAAGACUAUGUCUCCUGAAAACCAGAAACAUUUUGAGAAGCAUCGCUGGCCCCCUGUCUGGUUCCUGAAGGAGGAAGACCGCUACCUCCGUUCUCAAAAAGAGAGAGAGCGCGAGGAGGAGAUCUUACGCAAGCAACACACCAAACGGGGCUGGUGCUUCUGGAGACAUCCAUCCUCCUCAGCACCCCACAUUUCCUGAGGGUCUGCCUCCAUCCAUCCAUCCAUCCAUUCAAACCGCCGUACCCCUCUCCCUUAUCUCAGUCCAGAGGCAUGUAGCCAAGCCUGGGGAGCCCUGUUCCUGUGCAUCCAUCCCGACUGCUGGAAGCCAGUCCGGGUCUUCUUUGCCUCUGAGUUUUGGCCUUCCCUCCCCCAAGUUGGGCCUCAGCAGAGCUCAAAACGUAUGUGUUAUUAAAUGGGAGACGGCUCGGAGAAAGUCUCAAAUCUUUCUCCCUCUCGAUGUUACACGUUCUACUGUGCGAAUGUGACAGGUCUCACCGCAGCAUCACGUAGGGAAAGGCCAUCAUUGCAAUGACCUGUUUUCGCCUCUUAAGACUGUUAUUAUUACACAAGACACACACACACACACACUCUCACACCAGCACCUCGUCUGAGCGCUGGCGCCCAGACACACAGAUGCUGCAUGGUGCUGCUGUGUUGAGCUUCCCUCUGUGAGACCUAUUUCUGGGAAACCGUCAUGUUCAAUGCCUACAAGCUGAAACAUAGAUAGCUUUGAAUACAACUAGCAACUAAAAUGGCGGCAGGGAUAUCUUUUUAAAAAAGUUAAAAUAAAGGGGUUAUUUCCCUUGCCUACAUUCUCACUACAAACAAUUCUCCAUUUUGGAUCUUCCGUUGCCCCGUAUUGGCUUUGAAUACCAAUUGUGUUGCCUACUGAAGAACUGUUCUUUGGAUUGCUUGUCCUGUUACAAAAUUUUGCUCACGUGGUAAAACAGAAGGGGUGUGUAGUUCAGGUCUGUCACUCACUAAAAAACUCUAGGCCAGCACCAAAGACAGACAUACAUACAGACAACUCGUUCGAACACAAACGCCUUACCAAAAUCUGCAGAAACAAAAACUUGACAGCAAGUAAACUACAAAAUUAGGGCUAUUUUUACCACUGCCAGGAGAGUAUUAACAAUCACAGCUGUUAUAUGACGUUCUGUAGAUUGAGCUUUGUGAUAUGACCACUAGCAAGCGCCUCGACUUGCUUGCCUUUAACCUCCACCACUGGGGCCCAUGCCUUCUGAGUUUACCCUGCUUUCGAAAGUAUUAGCUACUCAUUUGUUUUCCAUCCUUCACAUCCUUGUGAAAUGCACUCGUUUUUGUAGCACUACUUCAAUCUUAGCUAUUGGCGAAACCAAAAAAGUAGGUUGCAAUGUUUGGUAUUCCUUCGCCGCUCCCCUCUGUUACUCCUCUGCUCCUCUACCUCUGCAGAAACUUAUCGAUCCGCUUCCUGUAGUGUUUGAUACGUUGCAACGUGACGCUUCACCUCGCACUUUACAUACGCAGAUAAAAUCGGUGCUCAGGAUUAACCUGCUAAACGUCACAGCGUUCAACCAUUCACCCAUUGUACCUUUAAGGGGCGGUUACACCGGACUUUGAGCGACAAAAAAAAAAAACACUGCAGUGCUGCGAACCUGCAAAUUUAAAAUUUGUGUUUGUUUCCACUAAGCUGUUAAGCUAAAGAUCUUCUAUUGGUCAAACGUCUAAUCUUGACACAAAUGUGAAGAAAGUUUGUGUUUCCAAUAUCCAGCAUUUGCAUGCGUGUGAAUGAAAAAAAAUGGAAGGGAAAUGUCGUGUGACCGCCUCUUUACACAAGUUUACCUACUUUGACAAUCUUAACAGAAUAUCCCAACACAAGCUGUGAUCAAAAGUGUAUCUUUCUUUUUUGAUUGAAAAGCUUUCAAAUUUAAACUUUGUGGUUAAACUGACAGUGAUCUGCUAACAGCUGUACUCGGUUUUCGUUUCCUCUUCCUCUUUCCAGACGUGCAUGCGUUGUGAAGUCUUGCUAGCAUCCGUUUGCUAGAGUCUGUCUCGACUGCCUUCCAUCUGAAAACAUGAGUGCCUAUGACCAUUGUUACACCUUCCCUUCUACAUUCAAGUAUUUCUCGGUGAAGCAUGUUUGUUUUGCCUGUUUCGUGCCUUUUUAACAAAAGUGUUUUUAAUAGCUACUUUGGAGGUUGGUGAGAAAUCGGGAGACAGUUUAAGUUUUCCAUGCCACCCUUUUUCUAUUUCUGGCUUUCUGAUUUCGCUUCCUCGAGGCUGCACCCUGCUUUUCGCACCAGACGAGCUGAAAUCAUCAACAGCUACAAAAAUAGACACGCAGAGCCCAUGUGCUCAGACAGGCCGAUAUGCACACAAAAAAAUAAAUAAAUCGCACGCGCACAAAAAAAGAGGAAAAUGGAGAGCAGACACUGUAUGGCUGUAUGCUUCCAUUUUCACCAGUAGGUGCACUUUUGUAGGUUCAUCCCAUUAAGAUGCUUUAUUUAUAGGGGCAGACUGAUAAAUGAAUGUUUAUAGACGCCACACUAUGCCUAAAGGCUUAAUAAUUAGUAAAAUAACGAAUGUACGACCUUACUGUGUAUUUGCAGACUGGCUCUGCGAUAAAUGUCUGCCCCUGAGUGUUUAAGAAGAACAAUUCGAGAAUACUUCAAACAGCAGCAUGCUUGUUGGGAUGGAAAGUGUUGGGCUUGUUAGCACUUUUAGUUUUUUUGACUAUUUGCUUUUGCACUUUUAUUUCAGAGUUGGUCUGCCUUUGAUGUGCAUGGCAUUGACUGUUUCUAAACUAUGGCUUUUUAAAACAUUUUGUAGCAUGGAAUGGUUUCUUCCAUUAAAAAGGUGCUCCUUACGGCCCUACGUAUUUUGUGCUUACGUUAAAAAAAAAAAAAUCCUUCAUACUUACUGUAAGACUUUUAUGUCGGUACCUUGUGCUUUAAUCGAAUAUGCCUUCAUUAACUUCAAGGACAUGUGAUGUGUUUUUCUGUUGAGAUUAGAUGGUUUAGUAGAUUUCAAAUAAACAGUAUUACAGAUUGGAUUGUUUAUCCCAAAUGCAAAUUCUGUCAUUUGCUCACCCUCAUGUUUUUUGUAACAUGUUAUGUAUGAAUUUAUUUCUUCUACACAACACAAAAACAUCCAACUGAACAUUAUUGUAUGGACAAAAGCAUCCUUCAAAACAUAUUUUUAUGUUCUGUAGAAAAAAAGGUCGUGAUGGUGAGGAAAUGACUAUUUGGGUGAACAUUUGCUUUAAAUUGAGAGAUUGAUUCAGACAGUUACUAACAACAGGAAAAACAGUAUAACUGCUUGCAAAAUAUGCACUUUAGCUUCAAAUUUGAUACAAAUGAUUUUCUUUCAAUUUAACAAAUUGUAAAGUAUUUAUCGGUGCACGUUUACAGGUAAGAUGUGCAUGGGAAUGGUCUAAGCGCUAACUUGUAUGUAAUUAUAAACAACAGUAGCUUUCAUUACUAAGGAAUUAUCAUGCACUUUCAUCACGUGAAAAAACUAUUCAAAACAGCCCUCAUUACAACUUUGAAAAAAUCCAUCCAAAUCCCUUACUUACUAUAAAACAGAUACUUAAUGUUAUACUAAAUGUUAAUCAUGUUCACGUUGUGGUUGUAGUUCUAUUUAUUUGAUAACAGUACAUUAGAAACCCACUAGGUUAAAAGAAUCGCGAGAGCACUUGAGAAUUGUGGUCUAUUGUUGUGUUACCGUGCCUUUAAUUGAAAAAAAAAAAAAUCUUUCUGAAGAGAGGUCACUGCCUUUGAUCAAGGUAAUUGUAGUGCACACACACACACACACACACACACACACACACAAACUUUAACUGACAGCCAUCAGACCACUGUAUUGCUCCUUCUGCAUGCCUGUGGCCAGCAUGUAGCAAUACCCUCUGCUCUUUGAGUGAUGUGAAAUAUUUUGAAGCUUUCCCCCUAACAUUUUAGAUGUUUUCAACAUUUUUUUUCUUCCUUUUUUGAUAGUGCUGAGCUGAGAGGAAACGUGUGCUUGUUGUGAACAGUGAUUAUAAGUAUUUGGAUGAGAGUAAACGUAAACAUGCACAUUAACAGAGUCAGAGGUACUCUAGCACCCUCUACAGUCAAAUGAAGGUCAGGGUUUUACUUUAUUUCAUAUUUUACAAGGCUAAGAGUAAUGUAAAUUGGUGUGGGACAGAGCAUAUGCUACACAAUAUUCAUUUGGAAUAUAACUUUGGUUUAGGUGUUUUUGUAAAAAUAAAUAAAAUACUAAUACCAGAGAGCAGUUAUUUUAGUAACUGUGAUUGUUUUUUUUGGUAUGAAAACACUUAAACCGGAAAGGUUAACCACAUCUUUCUGCUUGUACAAUUAAUAAUCUGACCUCAGGUCAUAGGCAGAGACCACUUCAAGCCCUUGUUAGUUUCUGUGUUAAAACAGAGGGGCUCUCCAACCAACUUCCUUUCUGUGCUUUGAAAUCCACUUUCAUCUCCGUUAAAGAAAAAGGGCCGUAUUACUGAACAACAUCUGCUAAUUAUAGUGCUAGCACUUGUGUGCCCAUUGGCAGAUGCUGUUCCUCUUUCCACUUGUGGUGAGGUGUCCUUUUUUUUUUUGUCUUCUUGAGGUGAAGCGCGUGUCGCUGACUGUUGACCCCACGCUUGACCUCUCUUCCUCGUUCAAAUCUGUGACUAUUUUAAGCUCUUUUGCACUUCAUGGUUUUCUUUUUAACAUCUUAUUUCGAUUAUUGUUUCUGAUACGUGUAAUUAUUGUUCUUGUUCUGAACCAGAAAAAGCACACACACACACACACACACACACACAACAUACACACACUACUAAGGGCUUUUAAAAUACAAAAUCAGAAUGUUUUGCUGCUGUUGCAAAAAAGAAAAAAGAAAAAAAAAGUUUUAUUGAAUCGUUUGUAAUAUUUUUGAACAACUGUGAUUUGUACAAAAUGGAGCAAAAAAGGGGUUGGAAAAAGGUUAUCUGUUUCAGUAUUUUAAUGUUUGCUUGGCUUUUAAUAAAACUUAACUGAACUCUUUGAACUCA